GCUUAUUUAACGUUAUGGUGUGUGCGUCUUCAUUUCUGCUGUAAAAUGGAUGAAAUUGGACAAUUAGAAGUCAGAUGGAUACAAGGAUUUACAGGAAAAAACGUCGAGUUUGUCGACAACAAUACUGUCUGUUAUCCAUGUGGGAAUCACCUUGUUUUCCUAAACCUCAGUACCAAAGAGCAGAGUGUGUUUGAGGGUCCAGGGUGCAGAGGCAUCAGUGCAUUUACAGCAAAUGGCAACAGUGGGGUGUUUGCAGUCUCUGAAAGAAAGCUAGACACCUCUAUAUUUGUGUACAAUUACCCUGAUCUUGGAUUGAAGAAUGAACUCAAAGGCUCAGCAAAACUGGACUACACAUCUCUAGCAUUAAGUGAUGGUGGUCCUUAUUUGGUCUGUUGCUCCUCUCUUCCAGACCACACCAUAACAGUGUGGAACUGGGAAAAUGCUGAGCCAGUUUGUACACAACCACAGGCUGGGAGGGAUGUAAUUUCUUUGGCGUUCAACCCUUUGAAUUGGCUCCAAGUUUGUGCGUUAGGAACUUCAUCCCUCACUGUGUGGAAUAUUCAGAAGAAUGUCAGCUGUCAUGUCCUAAAACCAAGUUUGAUAGAGCUUCCAGCUGUUGAUGGCACCAUUGUUGAGAGACUUUUGGUCAACUCUCAUAGCAUCAGUGAAAAACUUACCUAUCUUGGUCCAGAACUGCCUCCAUCAGCAAUUUCAGGGCUCAAAGGAGACAAGACUGAAAGCAUUGUGAACAAGCUCUGCACAAAACCCAGAGUUACUCCUACUGCCAUCUGCUGGACAGCCACAUCACAGCUGUAUGUGGGCUGUGAGGAGGGUUUUCUGCUGCUUGUGGACCCAGAGAGCCACUCUGUCUCCAUCCUCUACAACCCCACAACUGCUGAUGCAAUUCCUGAACUCAAACAGAGCAGCUUUCAAUGUUUAGCCCUUAACAGGAAUGGUUUGAUCACAGUAGGAAAGAACAAUAUGGCACACUGCUUGGAAAUAAAAGGAAUUCAGAUUACAAUCACACAGUCAUGGGAAUUAGAUGGACCUAUUACCACUGUUAUGUAUUCCCCUAACUAUGAAACAUUAUUUUUCUCCUCUAAUAUGGGUAAAAUCUACACCUUGAACACAAGCCAAUCAGAAGAGAUAGUGAACGUUCUGGAUGCUCUCAGUGGCGACUUUGUGGCUGCAGCUUUGUCACACACUGACAAGAAUAUUUGUGUGUCUGUGCAGAAAUGUGGACAACUGCAGGUGUUGUCCACAGAUGGUACCAGCCUUGGCUCCCUAUCUCUGCAGACUGAGGUGACAAGUAUGGCCUGCUGUCCUAUAGCAAACUAUGCGGCCGUGGGGACUUCUUCAGGAAGGGUCCUCUUUAUAGACCUGAACAGGCAGCAGCCUCGUGUGGUCCACCAGAUUCACCUUUACCGUGCAACUGUGGAUCACCUUGUUUUUGAUCCAAAUGGGCACUUCCUUUUCACUGGUGCCUCAGAUGCAUAUAUCUAUGUACUUGAUGCAAAGCCAUCAACACGAUUUUCAGUCAAAGGAUUCACAGUUGCUCGAGGAUCCAUUUUGUCUCUUGCCGCUCAGUAUAUCAACGACAGUGAGCAGGUGAAAGUUCUUGCACUGUGCACUCACAAGGACAAAAAAAGUAGCAGUCUGCUUACACUGCUCACUCUGUCGGUGAAAGAUCUUUCAGGUCCAGAUUGUGUAGACCGCCAUGGCUGUCUUUCUAAUCACAUCCUUAAAAUGACCAUAUUUGAAGUGCCUCAUCUGCUCACCUCCUGUGUCCUGGGAGUCAAUGAGGUCUUUGCUUACUGCCACAAGAGGAGGGCUCUUCAGCGGUUUCAGCUUCCUCAGGACUCAAACACUGACUCCAGGAAAAAGGUGGUCCAGCUAAAACCAGAGCAGGAAGUCAAGGGCCAUCCUUUAGGGCCUGUUUCACUCACACUGUCUCCUCAUCAGUUAUGGCUGGCGUCUUUGGGUAGAGAUGGUGUGCUGCGUGUACGAGAAACUGUUUCAAUGGAACACUACAUCGAGUUGCAGUGCCAUUCUUUGCAUCUUGGUGGACUUCAGAUUGUGUCUUUCUCUGCUGACAGUCAGACCCUCCUCACUGCUGGCUGCAAGGAUGGCUCUUUAGUGUGCCUUGAUCUGAGAUUCAAUGAUUUGGGCGCUGCUGAGUUGAAGGAAGCCACUCAGUAUUGCCAGUCUAUGGAUUAUGCCUUGAAGAAUGUAUUCCAAACAGAAAACCACAUCCUCAGGGAUUGGCCUGACUGGAGCCAAUGGUCUAAUGCUGGUGACACUGAUGUGAAUGAGCUUAGUAGGAGAGCGGAGAAUGGGGAAGUGACAGAUCUGGAUGAAAGUUCCACCGGCCUGUUAUUACAACUCACUUGGCUGGAAAACAGGCGAGAGGCGGUUGUGAAAGAAGACAAUGAACAGAAUUCUGAAGUAAAGGAAAAACUGAGGAAGAGCCUCAAAGCGUUACAUGACAUUGUACAGGACAUGAUGCAAGAAAAUGAGAACCUUCCCACAAUUCAACGUCUGGAACAACAUGAGUUUAACCUGGAUGUGGAUGAGCAGAGGAGACUGGAGGCACUGGUGCAUGAAGAGGCCACGAGGGUGAGAACUGAAAAAGAGUGGGAUAUUGUGGCCAACCGUUACCUCUGGGAUAUCUUAAAGAGACAGUACUGGGAUUCUAUGGAGGUCAAAAGCAAAUCCAUCAAAGCUUUUCACUCUGAACACGAGGUGAAGAACUACCCUCUGACACAACGGACUGAAACAGAGCUGGAUGAGCUCCGUAGAGUUCAGAAUGUCAGGAAGAUUGAAAUGGCUUCCUGCACUAGCACCAUAAAGAAAAUGACUAACACAUCGAGUGCUAAGGAGGAUGAGAAAGAGGCGGAAGACCAAGAGGUGCCGAGCGCCGCUGUGAUGGGAUGCUCCACUGCUGACUGCGGAUAUUCAAGUCCUUACUUAUACGACCAGUUCACAUUGCAGACCACAGAGCAGAAGAUUAAUCAGAUAAUCCUGCUACAGGAUGUGAUUUAUCAAGUCAAGACAGCUUUCAACACAGAAUUUGAAGCUGUACAUAAACAAAAGGUACAGGAGCUCAGUCGGAUCAGGGAGAGGAAUAAACGCAUCAAAGCCAUCAUGAGAGAACUGGACGUGAAGGAGACGCUUUGGGAGCCUUGUCUUUCAGCUGACGAGUGUCCAGAGAAGCUGCUCAGUGUGGACGACUCAGAGAUAAAAGCAGAGAAAUACCUAACCCCAGAGCAGAGGGAAGAGGAGGAGAGGAAAAGACUGGAAGAGCAAAGACGUUUUGCAGCCAAGGGUGAUAAUUCAAGAGAAAAGGCCUUGGAUGAUAUGAUGGAUGGAGUGCUUGAAGUAAAAAAAGAGGACGUCUUAAAAAUGGAAAUACCUCCGCCUGAGUUUGUUUUGACCAAACCUGACAUUCACUGGACUGAGGAAGAGAAAAAAGCGUACCGAGAAUAUGAGAAGAAAUCCAAAGAGCUGCAUGAGGAAAAAGAGAAGUACAAAAAGAUACUGGAAACUGAAAUGAAAAAACUGCAGGAGUCCACUAAGGAUGCAACUGAAAAGCUUGAUGAAACUUUGAAAAAGCUGUUUGAGAAGAAGGUGAAGUGUGAAUUUGCUGUAUAUCAGGAGGAGCUCAAGAUUACCGACCUUGUUUACUCAGUGUUCAAAGAAGAAGGGAUGAGAAACAGAGCUCUGGAACUCAAGCUCAAACUUGAAAAUGUGUUGGAGUACAAGGAUGAAGUCAGGGAAGAGGUGAAGAAAUGUGAAGAAGAAGUAGAAGAGUUUCAGUGCACAUAUAAUGCAAUUGUAGCCAAAGACAAAGAUCUUGACAAAAACUUCAAGAGGGAGUUCUGUGAUGUACCACGUCACAUCCUGGAACAGCUCUAUAAGCUCUUUAAGCGCAGACCCAGAGUUCAAAAGACGAAGACCCAGGCCGACAACACACCCAACCCUUUUACAGAGCAGCGCCAGAGUGCUUCGCUGGCCCCAGAUGGACUCGUCAAAAUGAUGAAAGCAAUGGAGGAGAUGGAUGACCCAAAGAAUAUCCCAGAGGGCUUAAAUGCGUUCAUCUGGGAGAGGUUUUGUCGUUAUCGAAGAACCAAGAUAGAGAGUGAGCACCAGGUAAAAAUGAAAACACAUAUUUUUGCUGAGAUGCAGUCAGUCCUGCAGAAGAUGACAGAAGAAAGCAUGGCCGCUGAAGAGGAAUUUAAAAAUAUCUCUGAUGAGCUCGAAAGACUCCACAGGGAGAAGAACCGUUUCCUGUCGGACGUUAUGGUCCAGGUCCUCCCUAAACAGGGUCAGGUGGAGGCUUCUGUCACAGACCUGACCUUGGACUACUCUGACUCUGUACUGGUCAACAGGACUGUGGUGGACGACCUCAAGAAAACAAUCAGGACACUUGGAGAUGAGAAAAUAAACCUGAUGGUGAAGUGCAAAGACAUUCGUAAAUUCACCAUCCAGCAGGAGUGGGAAGACAAGAAGUUAAAUAUGCAGAUUGAGGACCUCAUCAACAAGGCGAGAGACAUAAAGACAUUUCGGAUCUCUGAAGAGCAACGGGAGUAUCUCAACAAGAAAGACAAAAACAGUCAAGUGUCCAUGAAAGUUGUCGCUUUGGAGAAUGUUAUAGCUAUGCAAGAAAAGAGUCACCUAAAGCGAGUGGAGCAUCGCAAGAGGAGGAUUAAAGAGUUGAAACGGCGGACACAAAAAUGUAAAUCUACAGCAGUUUCAGAUGAGAGGCUCGCUGAGAUGCAUGCAGCUGUGUCUGAGAAGAUGCACAUUUAUGAAGCAAUAGCUGUGGAAGAAAAACAGGCAGCAAAAAGAGAACAACGCUACCAGGAAAUUGUCCAAAGGAAGAGGCUGGAGGACUUGGCCAGGGCGCAGGCACAGGAGCUGGCUGUCCUUUGGGCCGAGGUUGAACGGCUGAGGAUGAAGAACUUCCCUGCACUUAAUCUGCUGAAACACAACUAACCAACACUUCCUCUUCAAAGGUUUUAUUCACAUUGUUCUUAACAAAUAAACAUCUGCAUAGAAAUAGAAACAAUUAUAACUUAAACAAAAACAGCAGCAGCAACAAAUAAAACAGCAUCUUUUUAACACUUUA
Molecule: messenger RNA, 5128 nt
Organism: Sphaeramia orbicularis (orbiculate cardinalfish)
Lineage: Eukaryota; Metazoa; Chordata; Actinopteri; Kurtiformes; Apogonidae
Gene: cfap43
Product: cilia and flagella associated protein 43
Exons: 38
Coding region: 46-4995 (1649 amino acids)
Biological process (GO): cilium assembly; sperm axoneme assembly
Cellular component (GO): axoneme
Molecular function (GO): protein binding
Source: RefSeq, a predicted model, not a curated record